GGCUUCCUGGAGGAGAGGGAGGGUUGAGCGGGGGGUCUCCGAGUGUGGCAGGAUAUGGAGAAGGAGCGCGAAACUCUGCAGGCCUGGAAGGAGCGUGUGGGCCAAGAGCUGGACCGCGUGAUGGCUUUCUGGCUGGAGCACUCCCACGAUCGGGAGCACGGGGGCUUCUUCACGUGCCUGGGCCGCGACGGGCGGGUGUAUGACGACCUCAAGUACGUCUGGCUGCAGGGGAGGCAGGUGUGGAUGUACUGUCGCCUGUACCGCAAGCUUGAGCGCUUCCACCGCCCUGAGCUUCUGGAUGCGGCUAAAGCAGGGGGCGAAUUUUUGCUGCGCCAUGCCCGAGUGGCACCUCCUGAAAAGAAGUGUGCCUUUGUGCUGACGCGGGACGGCCGGCCCGUCAAGGUGCAGCGGAGCAUCUUCAGUGAGUGCUUCUACACCAUGGCCAUGAACGAGCUGUGGAGGGUGACGGCGGAGGCACGGUACCAGAGCGAAGCGGUGGACAUGAUGGAUCAGAUCGUGCACUGGGUGCGAGAGGACCCCUCUGGGCUGGGCCGGCCCCAGCUCCCCGGGGCCGUGGCCUCGGAGUCCAUGGCAGUGCCCAUGAUGCUGCUGUGCCUGGUGGAGCAGCUCGGGGAGGAGGACGAGGAGCUGGCGGGCCGCUACGCGCAGCUGGGGCACUGGUGCGCUCGGAGGAUCCUGCAGCACGUCCAGAGGGAUGGACAGGCUGUGCUGGAGAAUGUGUCGGAAGAUGGCGAGGAACUUUCUGGCUGCCUGGGGAGACACCAGAACCCAGGCCACGCGCUGGAAGCUGGCUGGUUCCUGCUCCGCCACAGCAGCCGGAGCGGUGACGCCAAACUUCGAGCCCACGUCAUCGACACGUUCCUGCUACUGCCUUUCCGCUCCGGAUGGGACGCUGAUCACGGAGGCCUCUUCUACUUCCAGGAUGCCGAUGGCCUCUGCCCCACCCAGCUGGAGUGGGCCAUGAAGCUCUGGUGGCCGCACAGCGAAGCCAUGAUCGCCUUUCUCAUGGGCUACAGUGAGAGCGGGGACCCUGCCUUACUGCGUCUCUUCUACCAGGUGGCCGAGUACACGUUUCGCCAGUUUCGUGAUCCCGAGUACGGGGAAUGGUUUGGCUACCUGAACCGAGAGGGGAAGGUUGCCCUCACUAUCAAGGGGGGUCCCUUUAAAGGCUGCUUCCACGUGCCGCGGUGCCUUGCCAUGUGCGAAGAGAUGCUGAGCGCCCUGCUGAGCCGCCUCGCCUAGGCUCUACGGCGCCCGGUCCUCGCCCGCUGACCCCGCCCGCCGAAGCGCAGAAUAAAGCUGAGCCUGCACCAUA
Sus scrofa (pig) is the source of this 1336-nucleotide messenger RNA. It is a transcript of the gene RENBP, whose product is annotated as renin binding protein. The record is from RefSeq and is marked provisional. Gene Ontology annotation, molecular function: isomerase activity. Lineage: Eukaryota; Metazoa; Chordata; Mammalia; Artiodactyla; Suidae. Gene Ontology annotation, biological process: carbohydrate metabolic process.